AUGCCUGGUGAUUGGAAAGACCUGAAGCAUGGUCAUAGAUGGAGGAACUUGUACGAAUGUUGCAAGCCAAAGUAUGGUGGAAAAGUUAGGUAUCAAGACAAUAAGCACCUGCACCCGUACAACCUUAGAUGGCUCAACAACAAGAGGCAACUCAAAUUCAGCAAACAAGUCUUGGUGCCUUUUAAGAAUGGGCGGUAUGAGGAUGAAGUCAUGUACGACGUCUUACCCAUGGAGGCCGGACACAUUCUGUUGGGAAGACCGUGGCAGUAUAACCAUAAGGGGAUCCACGAUUGCUUUACUAACAAGCACUCAUUCAAACUCAAGGGCCGGAAAAUCAUCCUAGCUCCUUUAUCACCCCGCGAAGUUUACUUAGACCGAAUCCAACUUGAGAAAAGCAGCAAAGGAAAAUCCACUCAGAGCGAUCCCCCAAACACAUCACUUACAAAAAAUGAGAGUGAGAGUUCAAGUGAACCACCAAAAAAGGCCUUAAUCAAUAAACCCAUGAGAAGAGAGACUCUUUUCGUGAGACCGAUUAGCACCACUAAACUUGAGCCGGAGCUCCCGAGCAAUGUUUCUUUGGUUUUACAGGAGUACACUGAUGUUUUCCCAGAAUACAAUUCAGGAGGUCUACCACCAAUCCGAGGAAUUGAACACAAGAUAGACUUCAUACCCGGAGCGUCUCUCCCAAAUCGGUCUGCUUACCGAACCAACCCGGUGGAGACCAAGGAACUACAGCGCCAAGUAGAUGACCUAAUGGAGAAGGGUUACAUUAGGGAAAGCAUGAGCCCGUGUGCUGUACCUGUUCUAUUGGUUCCAAAAAAGAUGGGACCCGGAAAAUUUGCAUGGACUGCCGAGCAAUAA
Molecule: messenger RNA, 861 nt
Organism: Eutrema salsugineum
Lineage: Eukaryota; Viridiplantae; Streptophyta; Magnoliopsida; Brassicales; Brassicaceae
Exons: 2
Coding region: 1-861 (286 amino acids)
Source: RefSeq, a predicted model, not a curated record